Messenger RNA from Pelobates cultripes (western spadefoot toad), 7884 nucleotides. Lineage: Eukaryota; Metazoa; Chordata; Amphibia; Anura; Pelobatidae. The record is from the annotation of a GenBank genome assembly.
AGGAAGUCUUAGACGAUGUAUAAAUUCAACACUCUUUGCCUCUUUCAGUCACAGCAGCUGAGAGCUUCUGAGCUUACACUAGAUACAGCUGUGCAUUCAUAAUUCCUAGAUUCAGAGCACAGCAGGAGUCCACACUAUCACCAGACUAUCAGAGAAGAUGAUUUGCACCAGGAGGUGAGUGUCCAGCAUGGGUCAGGGAAAAUUCUAACCAUUUCCAGCUUUUCAGAAACUAACUUUUUUAUUUCUCUUUUCUUUUUGACAAGAGCAGACGCAGCUUACUAACUAAAUGAAUUUUUGGGGGGGGGUUUGUUCUUAAAACAUUUUAUUGUUUUAAACAAAGUAGAUCGAUGCACUUGAUGUCAAGGUUACAAUACUGAUCACCCCAGCCAGUAUUAAAGCUCAGAUAAAAACUAACUGUAAUUUAAACUGGUAAAAUUAUGUGUAUUUUAGAAAAAAUCACGGUGGUUUUAAUUGGCGUUCUGAACCUUACAAUAUUUCAAUCUUACUUGAUAUUUGUCAAGAAUAACCCUACUGUCUGUCUGCUUUCAUGUUUCGAAGGGAAAAUGUUUCAACCCCACUGUCCUAGACCUUCCACUAUGAGUAGACCAGGCAAUGCUUCAUGAAUGGGACAGAUAAUCUGACUUUGUUAAACCUGCUAUAACUGUCUCACUCCUUUACCUAUUGUGGACAGGAAAUGUUUGAAUUCUACUCUACAACUGCGUUACUUGUAACACUUCUGUCUCAAACCAUUAUCUAUACAUAGACCAGCCAGGGGUAGGCAGCCUACGACACUCCAGAUGUUGCAAACGACAUCUCCUCUGAUGCUUCGCCAGCAUCGUGGCUGUAAGAGCACUGUUGUUGAUGUAGUUCACAACAUCUGGAGUGCCAAAGGUUGCCUACCCAAAUGUCUAACACCUAAUGGGUGCUUGAGAAGAUUACCAGCCUUUAUUAAUUGAUAAUGGAACUAUUUGGAACUUAACCUAAAUCACAUUUAAGCUUUACUUAAAAACACUAUUAAAAAAGUAAUAUAUAUGUAUUACUGUAGUGAUAAUAUACAAAGAUUACAUCAUUUCAUUAACUUCUAUGACAAGAGAUAUAACGGAACUAUCUUUAUCUUUUUCCUAGGUCAAUCUCGAUCAUUUUGCUCCAUCUUGUAGCUAUCGCUACAGCCUUACCUCCUCUAGUCCGGGUGGCCCAGGAAGAUGUACGGUUUGGUGUACGUUUAUUCCAGGAGGUUCUACAAGAUCACAAAGAGGGGAACUUGGGCUUCUCACCCUAUGGAGCAUCAUCUGCACUGAACAUUUUGCAGUUUGGGACAGCUGGUGAAACAAUGGAGCAAAUCCGUAAAGUCAUGAACUAUGGACUUCACGGUAAGAACAUACAUUGAAUAGCGCUGGAUUGUUUGACAUAUUAGCAUUUAAAUGCUGAGCCUCCGGUUAUUAGCAAACAAACUUUCACCAAUCUUUUCCAGGCUAAAGCACAGCAAAUGGCAGAUGCUUUUAUAUAAAGAAAUCAGUAUAGAUACAAAUCUUGUAAAUAUUAGACUUAUAUUACUCAGAGGAUAAAUAAAUUAUUAGACUGAUUAAACUAAGCUGCCGACAGCAUACAGAAUGAACAUUUUUAUGAGAUCUUUUAAAAGAUGUUCUACUUACAGCAAAACUUCUUCGAAUUCUCCUAAUCGCACUUUAUACUGCGGGCAUUAGGAACGAGUUACAUAAAUAUCUUAGGCUAUCUAGUUUAAAGAGAAGUGUGUCGAAAAUACAGAAUUCAAAACAUAAAGGAUUACAUUUGAGCCACAGAGUUAAAUGCAGAAUAAUGCACACGUAAAAGGCUUAGUUUGUAUUCUUCCUAAUGCUAGGGAAUGUCUUGUAAUAAUCUUUAUGGAGUGAGAAACAAAUAAGUACACCCUUUAUACAGCCCUUUCAGACGUGCAGUUAGCAAAGUAUCACCACCCACUGAUUCAUAUCCUAAGGUGAACAGGUUUAAUUAAAGGCUCCAAGGUAAAACAUGUCUCAGCUCCUUCUUUUAACCUUUCCCAGGUUUGAAUUAAAAAAUAUAUAUAUAUAUUUGGGUUUAAUAAGCUCUUUUGUGGUGUUUUGGUUUGCUAUAACAAUGUUAGAGCAUUAUGAUUGGGAGGCGGAUAGGUUUAUAUAUAAGAACCAUUUAUCUAUUUUUUAUGCUGUAGGUAUUUCUCAUGCAUAUGUUCUUUUGUACUUUAUAAGACUUUAUCACCUCUGGAAGGCUGCUUUACUUAUCCAGAGCAUAUUUUUUUUGCUGUUGUUUUUAUUUUUUACUUAGCCUUAAAUUCUAAAUUCUAGAGGUGUCCAAAGUUUGCUCAUCUGCUUGAUGUUGGACUGCAAUUUCUAUCAAUUUUUACAGGGUUACUAUAUUUCAGAUUUAAGGUGGACAUAGCUGGUAAAAUUCUCUAAGUUCGCUAUGCUUUCUGUUUGGUUGCUCUGGUCUCAAAUUUAAAAUCCACUUUGAAUUCUCACUUUAAUAAAUAACCCCGUCAGAAAGAUAGAAAUUAUAGUCUUGCAUAUUUAGACAUACUUAUACUCACUACAAUUUAUGAAAAAAAGUCUAUGCCUCAUAAAAGCUGGAGAUGUGUCUGAGUGGGAAUUCUUUACAAUAAGGGCAGCCAUAGAGAGGUUCUUUAUGAUAGAGCUGGACAUUCAAAGAUUGCUUGCUGAGUUUAGGAACCGAUAUUGAAUGUACCUGUUUGUUACAGUUCUGGAGAAUUGUCUUUGUGAGAUCUAGAAUUGAAUAUUGCAUGCUAAAUUAAUCCAUAUUCCAGUGUAAGGAUGACAGAGAGGUGAGGUGGUAGUAGAACAGUAUGAAAGGAAGCAACAUUUAUUCUGGACUGUAAGGUGGCAAUAUAGCAAUAUCUUAUUCCAAUGAAGAGUGGGUUGUAGUAGUCAAGAAUUGCUUACAUGUUUUGGAGAUUGUGAGGAGUGAGGCAGAUGGGGUAGUAUAUAAUACCGCUAAGGAAACAAGCAUGUGGAAAGAGAAGAAGGUUGCAACACUGAGCAAAGACGAGCAUGCCAAAAAGGCUUAGUGUUCCAGGGAGGAGAGCAGUAAUUCAUCUUCUGUAGAUGAUGUGUUCAAGACCUUGGCUUAUAUCCAGUUGAUAAGAAGUAAGGAUAUUAGUGUAAUAAGAAUAUAACCUACAAUGGCAUGAUAAUAAUUCAAAUUUGGUUGUCUACUAAGUUGACAGACAACAAUGUGUAGUUUUGUAGCUGUUGGUUGCCUUCAACUGCCAUGAACCUUUGACAGUCCUGAAACUGGUUACCUUCUGUCUGAAAAAGUGACCUAAAACUAUUAAAGAUAUAUUUUGGGUUAAUUGAUAUGUAUUUAAAAGCACAGCUUUAUUUUAUAAUGGUAUGUGUGGAUGAGUAAAUAUUUCCCUUCCACUAACUGUUUCCAUCUCGAUUACCCAGAACGGGCUGUGUAUGCUUCCCUUCGAAAGCUAAGAGAAGAGAUAAGUCAAGUACAAACAGUCAGCGAAGAACCAAAGUCAGUGCAUGUGGCUGAUGGACUCUUUGUGCAACGCGACCUUACUCUGACCCCUGGAUUCCUUCAAAGAUUCCAGUCCACCUUCCGGCGUCAUGUAACCCAAGUCAACUUUACUGAUCCAUCACAGGCCAAGGAUAUCCUGAACCAAUGGGUGGAAAACCAAACUGAAGGUAAAUAUCUCAAGUCGAAGAAGAUGAAUUAAUAAUAUGGUUGGAACAAGAACAAUAAAUAAUUGUGGUUGACAAGAAAACUACCUAUUUUCUCACUUUAUCACAUGGUUCCUCAUUUAACUUUUUUUUUUUUUUUUAAGGAAUGAUCAAAGACCUAUUGGGGAGCAACUCUAUUCCCCCACUGACACGCCUGGUUCUACUUAGUGCUGUGCAUUUCCAUGGCGCAUGGAAACUCCCAUUCCCAGAGAAAGCAACACACCAGAGACCAUUUUACCGAAUGGAUGGGUCUCAGGUGCAAGUUUCUAUGAUGGCCAAUACUGGGAAGUACAACUACAGUAAGUUUCCAGGCACAUUGUGAUAGUUCUGUGGGUAGAUCAUGCAUCAGUUUAUUUCCAUUCACUACCACAUGCAUUUAUACCUUCACCCUCACCUAACAAACCCUCUCUAGCUAAGAUAGUCCUCACAUUCACCUACAAUGCUGACUUUCUCUAUAUCUUGUCCUUAAACUUUCCUCUAACCCCUUAGAUUGCAUUAUUUUGAGGUAUGCUCUUUGUGAAUUAUUUUUGUUAAAUUUCAUAUAUAAAACUAACUGUAAUUAUCCUGUCAGGUGAAUUCCUGACCCCAAAUGGAGAAGAUUAUGAUGUGAUCGAGCUGCCCUAUGAAGGUGGAGAACUCAGCAUGUUGAUUGCAGCUCCAUAUGAGAAGGAAGUACCAUUGUCCACUAUCACCAAUAUUCUGACUCCAGAACUCAUCCAAGAAUGGAAGGAAACUAUGAAACCAGUGACCCGUUUUCUUGUACUUCCCAAGUAAGAACCAUUGCAAAGUCUGCAAGUUGGACAAUUACAAAGAGAGCUUUGAGUUUGUUUCACUCCUCAGAAGAGGAUAUGUAUAUACAAACGCUUAUGUGAUACACAAUGGUUAUAUGUGUAUUGUGGAAAAUUAAUCCCAUAAAGGAAUUCUGGAGAUAUAAUGAUAAACAAAGGGACUGAAAGUUGGGUGGAUCAUGAAUGUCAUCAGUACCGGAGAUGACAUUCUAAUCCAUUAAUACAUGUUGCAUUGUUUUAUACUCCAUUGUUUUUGUGGCUAGGGUUAGGAAGUAAUGAAUCAUGAGGCGAUAUUUGGAACAUUUUAACAAAACCCCAAGUCUGACAAAAGGUCAAAUAGUGAAAUAAAUGUUUCUGGGAAAAGGUCAAAAAGGUAUGGAAGAUAGUAAACCUUGAACUCUUGAGAGUGUUUUCCUAAAGUUUCAACUUAAAGGGUUACACCAAGCACCAUGAUUACUUUAGAUAUAUGAAGUGGUUAUGGUGAAUGGAGUCUGUAUGUGCAGUGUUUUGCUAUGAAAUACUGUACAUACUGUGUUUAACCACUCUCACUGGGGCAUCAUCAGGUGGUGCAGAACUCGUGUUCUGGGAUGACUAAGAGGAAACAACUACCACACAGCCCAUGAAUGGCCAUGACUUCUGGUAACUGCAACUUUGCAGAAGCCUGAAACUCAUCACCAGACCAACAGAGUGCCUCAGAGCCAGAUGGGGUCCCAGGUAAGGGCCAAACCAUUGCUAAACAGUUUGCCCCAUUACCGAGAAACCAGGCCAGUGUACUACUUGCAUCAUAACCACUACAGCAAGCUAUAGUAGUUAUGAUGCUUGGUGCGACCUUUUUAUCAUAACACCAGCCUUAAAUUAUUACCUUCAUAUCUCUAUGUAAAAACAUAUCUGAAUUUCUAAGUCCAAAUCUAGUCUUUCUGUAUUUCUUCAUGAAAUAUUUUUUCCCCUGUUUCCCCAGGUUCUCUCUGCUCAGUGAGGUCGAUCUUAAGGCUCCGUUGGAACGUCUUGGUGUUAAAAACAUGUUCAGUGCUGAGACAGCAGACUUCAGCCGUCUGUCUGGUAAGAACUCACACUUCAGCUAAAUGAUGAUGAGACAGAAGAAUUUGAAACACGUGACUCACAUCUCACACAAUUCUUGUUUUCUCUUGCAGCUGAGAGACCACUCUACGUUUCUCAAGCAUUCCAGAAAAUCAAAGUAGAAGUGACAGAAAGUGGAACAAGAGCAGCUGCAGCAACAGGUAAGAGCCAACCUUUUGAAAGGAAACAUAGAAAAAAUAUGGUCAACAAAAAGAUAAUAGAAGGGAAAUAAGAAGGUUGGAUUUGGCUUCAUUUUCAUAGACAGAAGUGGUUCUGCAUCUGCUCCCAGGGGACUAUGACCCUAGAGGUAGAGAACAAAGGUCCAAUUGCUGCUUAUCACAACGUAGAUAUUUUGGAGACUGAAAAUGUUGGUUAGUUUAAGAUAAAAACAUUUAUCACCUGUUGUUUUGUGGUGAAAUACAAUGCUCUUUAAACUGAGGAAGCAGUGAAACGUCUUCCUUCUCCUGAGGGUUUGAUUAAAGAAUUAGAGAAUGAAAGGUAAAUAAGGAAACAAGUAAAUGGAAAGAAACACAAAAGAGGGAUAUAUACCAAGAUAUAAGGAAUAGAGCAAAUUGCAAGACAACAACUACAAAUUCACAGGCACAAAACAUGACAGGCUUUGAAAUGAUGGACUACAGAAAUUACUAUAGAAGAUAAAAGUUACAGAAAGGGUUGUCAUAGAUCUAUAAAAAAUAAGGACAGAGAUUCAUUGUAUAAUAAUAAUAGAAAACUGAGAGCUUAGAGAAGAACUGGAGCCAAGGGUUCUAUGGCUUUGGAAAGAUCAGAUCCAUGAUAUAAGUGUGAGCAAAGAGUUUUUAGUUUGGAAAGGAAUAUUGGGAAAUGGAAAGCUCCAUCUUGUGGGGAAGGAAUAUGUGUGAAAGAAUAUUCUUAAAAAAUAAUGAAAAAACACUAAUCCACCAGCUUUGUAAGAUUAAGCGGGGAGAAAUAUUGAGAAAAAUACAGUCACAGAACAGCAUUUCAGAAGAUUUUAUUUAACUGCUUCCCUUUCUUUUAGCUGCUAUACUCCUCGCUCGGAUGGCGCCUCUUGAAGUUAUCAUGGAUCGACCAUUCUUGUUCAUCAUUCGACAUAACCCAACAGGUGAGACAUCUCCAAGAAUCAUAACUUACAUACAGUUUAAAUUCCACAUCAGGUUGUCAUAUCCUAUGUGAUAAUAUUUUCUUUACAUCUAAUCAUGCACCAGAAUACUGCAAAGUAGCUACUUAAAAAGGCACUGUAAGCACUAUAACUACUACAGCUCAUUGCAGUUUUUAUAAUACCACGAGUCUCUGGAUGCCUUCCCCUGGUUCUGUUAACAAAUCGUUUUGAGGGUAGUUUGACAAAAAUCCAAGGCUCUCCCCGAUACCCAUAAUUUGGCCUACCUUAAGCCACUCUGGCAAUGUAGAAACAAACUUUAACUAUCAAAUAUGAAUCUGCCCAAUCUUAGACAGCAAAAUUAGAUGGGCACUCUAACACUUUUUAGCUUCCAAUUUGUAGUAUGCAAUCUUUAACUUUCCUCCUUUAGGAAGCUAAUUACACUCUGCAUUCUACUUUAUCAGAAGUAUAAUUGUUAGCCCGUGUAGACAAAUAUUGUAUAAAUAGCAUAGACAGAUUUCCGUUUAGACUGAACAUUCAAAGAUGCAAACAUUUACAAAGGAACCCCUUAUGUGUUUCCAUUAAAUAAAGUGGACAAUACUCCAUGGACAUAACUGGGAACCUAUAUAAAAUACAUUAUCCAGGGUAAAUCUGAAUGUCUUUAGCUCCAAUACUAACUGUAAAGGAUGUUAGAAUAAUUGUUUUUCUUAAUAGUUUCAGUUGUCGAUGCCUCACCUUAGAAUGAAUCAUGGGCAAUUUUCCAAAACAAUGACAUAUGCAUUAAAAUUCACAAACUUUUUGUCUCUCAGGUUCAUUGCUGUUUCUGGGACAAGUCAUGGAGCCAUGAGUCCUGAGUCUAGUGAUAUCAUCUUUAACGACAAGUCCACCUCAACACCAACCAAGCAUUUCCAAGUCACUCACAGAAGAUGAUGACAUCAAUACACCAUGAUACGAAUCAAGACAUAAUAUGUCCCUGUCUUGGGAGAAGUGACAUCGAGGGUUGGGAAAUUGAAAAUAAAACGGGUAGUAUGCUAGAUUAGCUAAGAGUGAAUGAGUACCAAGAUGCAAAUGAAUGCGAGGAAGUAUGAGUUAUUGCUGUGUAAAAUUUGAGUAUGAGAGAAUCGUUUAGUACUAUAAAACUUUAAAGAAAUGUAUAUGUCUUUUUUUAUGAAUUCUAUAUUUAAUAAAUAUAUUUAUUUAUAUCUAA